Molecule: messenger RNA, 1309 nt
Organism: Octodon degus (degu)
Lineage: Eukaryota; Metazoa; Chordata; Mammalia; Rodentia; Octodontidae
Product: C-C chemokine receptor type 1
Exons: 2
Coding region: 218-1285 (355 amino acids)
Biological process (GO): inflammatory response; G protein-coupled receptor signaling pathway; chemotaxis
Cellular component (GO): membrane; cytoplasm
Molecular function (GO): C-C chemokine receptor activity; chemokine (C-C motif) ligand 7 binding; chemokine (C-C motif) ligand 5 binding
Source: RefSeq, a predicted model, not a curated record
AUGCAGCCACAGGGCAGGUGGUGUCACAGGCCAGGAGCACCCAGGCGUAGCAGCAGCAGAAGUCGAGCUGUAUCUUGUCAUUCUGACAGUCGGUGACUCUGAAGCCCCGUCUCCAUCACCUCAGAGGAAGCUGAGCAUUUCCUACUGCCCGAGACCUCGAGCCCUCAGUGAAGAAAGCCGCUAAGAGGUCAGCCCCUCGGAGCCAGGCCAGGCCAGGAUGGAGACCCCAGCUACCACAGAGGACUACAGCCUGACCACUGAGUACGAUUAUGAGGGCGCAACCCCCUGCCAGAAGGUGGCUGUGAGGGCCUUUGGGGCUCAGCUGCUGCCACCCUUGUACUCCCUGGUGUUCCUCAUCGGCGUGGUGGGCAACGUCCUGGUGGUCCUGGUCCUCAUGAAGUACAAGCGGCUCCAAAACAUGACCACCAUCUACCUGCUCAACCUGGCCCUCUCAGACCUGCUCUUCCUCUUCACGCUGCCCUUCUGGAUCGACUACAAGGUCAAAGACAACUGGAUCUUUGGUGACGCCAUGUGCAAGCUCUUGUCUGGCCUCUAUUAUGUUGGCUUGUACAGCGAGAUCUUCUUCAUCGUCCUGCUGACCAUCGACAGGUAUCUGGCCAUCGUUCACGCUGUGUUUGCCCUUCGAGCGCGGACUGUCACCUUCGGCAUCAUCACCAGCAUUGUCACCUGGGCUCUGGCCAUCUUGGCUUCUGUCCCAGGCCUGUACUUUUCCAAGACCCAGUGGGAGGCCACUCACCACACCUGCAGCAUAUUUUACCCCUCUGACAGCCUGAAGGCCUGGCAGCGAUUUCAGGCUCUGAAGCUGAACCUGCUGGGCCUCAUCUUGCCGCUGCUGGUCAUGGUGUUCUGCUAUGCAAGCAUCCUCAACGUUCUGCUCCACCGGCCCAACAAGCAGAAGGCCAAAGCCGUCCGCCUGAUCUUCGUCAUCAUGAUCAUCUUCUUCCUCUUCUGGACCCCGUACAACCUCGCUGUGUUCGUUUCCACUUUCCAGGAGCACAUGUUCACCAAGUACUGUGAGCAGAGCAAACAGCUGGACCUGGCCCUGCAGGUGACAGAGGUGGUCGCCUACACACACUGCUGUGUCAACCCCAUCAUCUACGUCUUUGUGGGCCAGAGGUUCCGGAAUUACCUGUGGCAGCUGUUCCAGAGUGCUAGGAUCUUGCGCCUGGCCAAAUGUCUGCCCUUCCUUCCCAGAGACCAACUGGAAAGGGCCAACUCCAUGUCUCCAUCCACCAGUGAGCAUGAGCUGUCUGGUGUGCUCUGACUCAGACCCCUGCAGGCCCCCGUG